Messenger RNA from Oncorhynchus nerka (sockeye salmon), 1924 nucleotides. RefSeq names its product E3 ubiquitin-protein ligase TRIM35-like. Lineage: Eukaryota; Metazoa; Chordata; Actinopteri; Salmoniformes; Salmonidae. Gene Ontology annotation, molecular function: ubiquitin protein ligase activity; zinc ion binding; protein binding. The record is from RefSeq and is a predicted model, not a curated record. Gene Ontology annotation, biological process: protein ubiquitination. Gene Ontology annotation, cellular component: cytoplasm.
ACAUGAUGACUAAAGUUCAUCUCAGUGCUGUAACUUUAAUAACUCUCCAGGACUCACGUCUGUCUGACACACAACAACACUGGGAUUUUAUUUAGAUUGUUCUGAAAUAUCAGGCUGUUAAACCAACCAACACAAGGUAAUAUCAUCAAGACGGUGAACUUUACAUUCAGCUUCAUUUACAUUUCAAUGUGUCCGUUUAAGAGAUGAAUUUGUUAAAAGUGAAAGUAACUUUCAGAUCUCAUACCAGGACAGGGAGUGACACCGUGUGAGAAAAUGGCUUCUAGUUUGUCUCUCCCAGAGGAGGAUUUCUCCUGUACGGUGUGCCUUGACAUCUUUAAGGAUCCUGUCAUCUUGUCAUGCAGCCACAGCUUCUGCCAAGCCUGUCUAAAGGAAUGCUGGAAAGAUAAGGAAUCUCGGGAAUGUCCACUUUGCAGGGGAAGAUCGUCUAAGGAUCAGCCCCUUAUAAACCUUUCUCUAAAGAACCUGUGUGAGGCCUUAUGGGAAAGGAGACAGACAGAUCCAACCACAGGGUCCAAGGUGCUCUGCAGUCUACACAGUGAGAAACUCAGUCUGUUCUGUCUGGAGGAUAAAGAGCCCAUCUGUUUGGUGUGUCAGGUCUCAAGGAAACAUAAAGAUCAUGACUGUAUCCCUGUAGAUGAGGCUGUUCAGGAUCACAAGGAGGAACUCCAGACUGACCUGAAGCCCUUACAGGAGAAGCUGAAGGUCUUUAAUAAAGUUAAACAAACCUGUGAUCAAACAGCAGUGCACAUUAAGAGCCAGGCCCAGCACACAGAGAAGCAGAUUAAGAAGGAGUUUGAGAAACUUCACCAGUUUCUACGAGAAGAAGAGGAGGCCAGGAUAGCUGCUCUGAAAGAGGAAGAGAAGCAGAAGAAUCAGAAGAUGAAGGAGAAGACUGAGCAGAUGAACAGAGCGAUAUCAUCACUUUCAGACAAAAUCAGAGCCAUAGAGGGGGAGCUGAAAGAUGAAGACAUCUCAUUCCUGCAGAACUUCAAGACCAUGAAGGAAAGAGCCCAGUGCACAAUGCCAGAUCCACAGCUGGUGUCAGGGGGGCUGAUAGAUGUGGCCAAACACCUGGGAAACCUGAAGUUCAGAGUCUGGGAGAAGAUGAAGGAGAUCAUCAAACACACUCCUGUGAUUCUGGAUCCCAACACUGCAUCCUCCUGGCUCUGUCUGUCUGAUGAUCUGACCAGUGUGACUAACUGGCCCAAAGCAGCAGCUCCUGACAACCCAGAGAGAUUCAUGAAGUAUGCAGAUAUUAUUGGCUCUAAGGGGUUCAGCUCAGGUAAACACAGCUGGGAGGUGGAGGUGGGGGACCAUCCUGACUGGAUUAUGGGCGUGGCUAAAGAGUCAGUUGACAGGAAGGGGAAGGUGAGUUCAUCACCAGAGUAUGGAAUCUGGUCUCUACUGCUGAAUAGUGGUAAGUAUAGUAAUGGAAAGGGAGAGACCCUCCUGAAGAAGAAACCCCAGAGGAUCAGAGUGCAGCUGGACUACGACCAGGGGGAGGUGUCCUUCUACGACUCCAAAGACAUGACACUCAUCUACACUCAUAAAGACACAUUCACUGAGACUCUCUACCUGUACUUCUCUAUUGGAUCAGCUGGUGAUGCCAAAAGCACAGGUGUUCAGAUCUGCCAAUCAGAGGUGUCAGCCCAUGUCAGUUAAACAUGUUGUAUUGGUUAAUUAGUCUAGUUAAUCUAGCCAGCUAUCUAAACUAGUCAUCAUGACUGAAUUACUAACCGUGCAUGCAGGGUACGUGCCCAGGGGCCCUGACCUCCAGGGAGACCCAAUUUAUUAUGUUCUAUAGAAUUGCAUGAAAUGAUGUGUAAAACUACAAAAUAAUUGUUCUGUAAUGCAAACUCAUAUGUUUACUUUUUGUGAAUAAAACUCUUGUUCUGCAAACAGA